ACGGUCAUACUGUUUAGAUCAACGUCACCAAACGAAAGCAAGUGCACCAUGGAUGUGUCGGCUCUUUCGGGGCCAAAUUUUAGUCCUGCGGAGUGGAUAAACGCCAACUACAAGAAGUUCGUGGAGGAGAAUGGCCAGGACGACAGUGACGCCGCCUCCGCCUUCAUCCGGAGCUACGUGGCCAAGCUGCAGCUGUACAUAUUCAACGUAAACAAUGCCGUGGAGGAGUCCAGUCGCCAGGUGGUGGCCAGCAUGCCACGGAUCGCCAAGGAGUCGGCCGCCCUGCAAGGAGAUGUUCGCCGGUUGCAGGAGAAGAUGAGCGCCAUGCGUUUGGAGGUGGCUGCGGUGCAGAACGAAACCGGCGAGUGCAUGGCCACCUUGGAGCGACUGAACACCAAGAGCCAGAAGCUCCAGGUGGCCAAGGAGUCGCUGCAGGAGUCGGAUGGCUGGGGAAACCUGCUGGCCGAACUGGAAGAUGGUUUCGAACGCAAUGAUCUGAAGGGGGUCUGCGACAAGUUAAUAGCCCUGCAAAAAUCCCUGCAUGCCCAGGAGCAACUGCCAGGACAUGCCGAAAGGCAGACCCAAGUGGAGGACUUUAAGAACCGCCUGGAGGCGCUGGCCUCACCCAGCGUAGUUCAGUGCUUCGCCGAGGGCAACACGGAGCAGGCCCAGCAUUAUGUACAGAUCUUCACCAGCAUUCAGCGGCUGCCGCAGCUGCAGCAAUAUUACCGCGCUGUGCAAAAGAACUUCUGGCAGCAGCAGUGGAAACAAACGCUGGAGCUGCAGGGCACGGAUCACUCACAGACGCAGCAGCAACAGUUCCUCACUCUCUACUACGAUCAGCUGCUGGAGCACUGCCAGCGGCAGGUCAAGUGGUGCUCCAAUCUCUUUGGCGAGGACAACUUGCAGCCCUUUUUGGUCAUUGCCGAACUGCUGCCGGCAUUGCAACCUACGCGGGAUGCCCACAUCCUACAGCUUCUGAAGACCUCCAAUGAAAGAUUGGAGAUGCUGGCCUUGUUUGCCCAGGUUAAUCAUAGUUUUGUGCUUCACUUGAACUCCUUGCUGGAGCAAUCGCAUAUUACUUUGUCCGAGGAACUGCACCGUCUUUUGGGCGAGGCAAUUUUUGAGUAUUUCCACAAGUUUAUACAACAAUAUCCCCGUCUCGAGGAAACGCAGCUAUCCACGCAGGUGGAUCGCCUUUCGUCCACGCAGGCCACUCCCAGCGAUGGUGUGCGUCAUCUGGAGGAGAGCACCCGGAAGCUCUACGAGUGGCUAAAGGAGGCCUGCGAACGUUGUGCCUCUAUCACAAGUGACUUGGCUCUUUGCAAACUUAUCACCCUGCUCAAUGGCAUCUUCAAGCGUCAGCUGGAGAGCUUUGGCCGUAUCCAAAGGCAGAUUGGAUUGAGUUUGGGUUCCAGCAGUUAUGCGGCGCAGAGUGAAAACUGGUCCCUGCUGCAGUACACCAUGUCGCAGUUGCAAUGUCUGGCCGACUUUCAGGUGCAGCUGCAUCAAUUCGAACAGGAUUUGCACACACGCAUGGCCAGUUUGGCCAACAAGCUGACCAAACCAACCAAUCGAGGACCUUUGAGCAUUUUCCAGACCUGCGAUCAUGCGGCUCGCACGCAGCUGUUGAACAGCAUAGCUGAUUAUCAGCAAAAGAAGUCGGAGGCCACCCAGGAUAGCCUGGGUAUCUUUCCGCAGAUUUAUGCUACUUUAAAAAGUCACUUUGCCGAUACACACGACAUAACGCUGAAUAUAUUACUGCAACCCAUUGAGACGCACUUGGCGCACAUUCGACCGCCUGUCCAGGAUCACACCGCCUCGGGCAUUGAUAUGCCUUCGUUUAGUUUUGCGCCGCAGGAGAGCAUCACCCAGAUUGGUCAGUAUCUGCUCACCUUGCCGCAGCACUUGGAACCACUGCUGCUCUCGCCUUCUUCUCUGCUUAAACAGGCGCUCGAAGUGUGCAACAUUAAGUAUACGCAAGCCAUUCCCUGUGCCGACGUACUGCUUUCCUUGGUUGUCGAGCAAUGCUGCGUUUUGUACCAGGCGCAAAUACUGCAAAUCAAGUCGCUGCCGGCCUCGUCGGCCACUCAGCUCAGCGUGGACAUUGAAUACCUCUCGAAUGUUCUUGAGGAGCUCGGUUUGUCCAUCAACCUGCAGUUGUCCCAGAUCCUCACGCUGCUAAAGGCUGCUCCGGAUCAGUACCUAACCCUCAGCAGUGGAUGCGAACCGCGUCUGGUGACGGCCAUUCGGCAAAUGCGCAAUAUUAUCUCUACACAGUAGAUUUGAAAUAGGUCUAUUAAAU
This is a messenger RNA of Drosophila takahashii, 2305 nucleotides long. It is a transcript of the gene Cog7, whose product is annotated as conserved oligomeric Golgi complex subunit 7. Gene Ontology annotation, biological process: intracellular protein transport; retrograde vesicle-mediated transport, Golgi to endoplasmic reticulum; Golgi organization. NCBI's taxonomy places the organism in Eukaryota, Metazoa, Arthropoda, Insecta, Diptera, Drosophilidae. Gene Ontology annotation, cellular component: COG complex. The record is from RefSeq and is a predicted model, not a curated record.